Molecule: messenger RNA, 726 nt
Organism: Entrophospora candida
Lineage: Eukaryota; Fungi; Glomeromycota; Glomeromycetes; Entrophosporales; Entrophosporaceae
Source: the annotation of a GenBank genome assembly
AUGAGGGAUCGUAAAUCCAAAUUAUCAUUUUCAGGCGCUCAUUCAAUGAGUCAUACUGAUAAUAGCAUGUCUUCAGGAAAAGUUAAAGAAAUAAUAUUUUUGGGUACGGGAUCUUCCUCGACUGCUCCAGCUAUUGUUUGUUUGACGGAACCAGAAAUUAAUUGUACAACUUGUUUAUCAACUCUUAAGCCAGAAGGUGCGAUUAACAUUAGAAAAAACACAAGUUUAUUGAUUAGAUUUCAUCAUGGGGACGGAGGAAUUAGAAUAGAUGCAGUAGUAUUAACACAUCCACAUGCAGAUGCUAUUAAUGGAUUGGAUGAUUUACGUUCUUGGACACUAAACAAAGCAAUACAAGAAUAUAUUCCUAUCUAUCUAACAGAAAAUACAUUUGAAAACAUCAAAAGCUCUUUCCCAUAUCUUGUUGAUAAAAAAAAAUCAACUGGUGGGGGUGAUUUACCAUCUUUUCAAUGGAACAUAAUUGAUUCACAUACAAAUUUUACAGUUGAAGGGUUGGAAUUUACACCACUUCAAGUAUAUGAAGCUGUAGAUGUGGUAAGAAAACUUAACCCAAUACCAAAAAAAGCAUUUAUUGUUGGUCUUUCUCAUACUAUAGAAUACUAUGAUUUAGUCAGAGAAAUGAAAGAAUUGCAAGAGAAAGAACCAGAUUUGUAUGUCAGGCCUGCUCAUGAUGGGUUAAAUAUCAAGAUUGAAGAAUUAUCAGCAUGA